AUGUGGUGAGUCAGCAUGCCUCGCAGCUGAUCCCUCAAGAUGAUCCAAUUGACCAUGUUGCCCAACGUGCUCAGCUCUCGACGAGUGACAGGUCCAUCUUCGAAAGAAUACAUCGCCUUCUUGCGCUACAGCAUCAAGGAAGUAAGAUAGAGGAUGUUGUCGCAGCACUUGGUUACGCAAAUUUAUCCGCAAUUACUUCUCUGGUAAUUGCUUUUCAACGGCUAGCUUGGGAGGUUGUCCUCCCCACCUUGCUUCUACAAAACGCUCAGCUAACGCUUGGCACUGAUGGCCAGCAAUGUAGAGAGCUGGUCGAGUGUUGGGAGGAGACAGCAACCUGGUUUGCGUACGGCAUAAAUCUCGCUUACAUCAACUUGGUCGAGAGCGCACGAGAGAACGAUGAAGGCGCAACGCUGGUUAUGGCAGCGAAAGGUACGUGGCAGUGUUGACCAUGGCAGAGCACGAUAGAGGCGACGCCCACGCUCGACCUUUUAUGGAUGUAUGCGCUUCUGCUUCAGAGCGAGACAGGCUCUUUGAUCUUCUGCCGGUCUACUCUGUAACUCUGGCGAACUACGGCGGUCGGCUCGGACACGAAGCGAUUUACAUGGUAGGUUGUUGGGAGACACAACGACUUGCUUCCAGCCGCUUGAGCGUUUGCCUUAUCCCGACAGUGCAUACUCACGAUUGACUGGGCCGUUGGGGAUAACAAGCAUCUAGCUGAAGACAAGUUGUCACUGCGAGUAUGACACUGCGCCCCAAGUUCCGUGGCUAUAAACAGACUUUUGCCGACCCAUCGCGCUAAUUGGCGUUCCCGCAGAUCUGAGCUUGGGCUGGCACUGUGCCGACUAGAUGGUACGAUGAUCCAUUUACCUAUGCGCGAACACAUCGCUGACGGCCAACUUCGCCCCCAGCUUUCGAUGCGCUGUCGCUUUUUAACACGGUGUUUAAGCUGCGCCCACGCUCCUCAAAGACCAGCAAGGUCUCGGACGAACAGAAACGAGACUUUGCAAGCAAGCUCUUCCGACCCCUGAAGGAGACUAUGAAGCACGACAAGCUAUACGAAGACUUUUUAGACCUGGCUGUCCAGCUCAAGUCUGUCAAAUGGCGUGAGACCGCCUCCUUGAUGCUGGCUCGUCUCGGCGAGUACGAUUCUCGACGGUGCGAAUAUCUUCCACAUAAUGCAGCCCAGGCGAAGUCGAGCGCACGAAGCUGAAUUACGGUCACUCUUCGCGCCUUAGAUCGCAGCGCGUGGUCUUCAAAAAGCUGCAAGUUGGCGCGCAAGGAAAGCUCGUCCAGACUCGUUUGGUCCGUCCGGAACAGGACGCGGCGCCUUAUGACAUGUGGCUUGAAAGCGAGAACAUCCACAUAGCUUUCGUGGAUUCUGAUGCCGACGAGGGAUCAACAGACAUUCAAGACUCUUCUAUCAACCUUCCAUAUGGCCAUUUGGCGAAAGUCUCAUCCUCCGAGGAAGGUACGUUCCGUCCAAAACCUUCCUUCGCUCCAAGUAUUGAGCUGACUAAUUAGACAGACGGAAGCGUACUCCUGAUCGAGGCUAACGUGGAUGUACUUGUUGGCUCAACGCCCUCGUCUCUGGACCGUCAUCUGCGAAUCUACUCUCUACCGGACGAGGUGGAGCGCGCGGUCGCCAUUAUCAAUGAACGACGGCAGUCAGCGAUAUCGAGUGCCUACCAGGACUGCGAGAAGGGUAACCGCAAUCAUAGCACAGCGACGUCUCAUAAGGACCAGCAGACGUCUGACUGUGCGCGCAGACCCCGCGGAUUCGUGAAGGACAUGCCCCCGACGCAACAAGAGUCUCUUGCUAGUGAUCAGGGUCUUCUACCUGCUGCGUUGCCACGGAGAAAGAUGUCCGUCUCUCCAACGAUUGCGGCUUCGAAUGCUUACGGUCACCAGACCUCGGCUCUCUCGACGGAUCCCAGAAAGCCGCAGACCCUAGCACAAAGCAGCUUGCGGAAGGAAUCAGAGCUUACAGCUAACGUGUCUACACCCGAAGAUUCUUCGCAGCCGCCGGAUGACGUGACGCCAGAGCUAUCCUUGGAUCAGAGAAACCAAUACCACACCUUGAAGAGCUCAGUGAGCCGGUCUGCGACCUCUGAAGCACAGUCAAAAGAGCAGGACCGGCCGCGGCGUCAGCCUGGCGUUGUCAAGCGUCUAAGACAAGCGGAGGCAGCAGCGCCCAAGCGAGUGCCCCGGGCUUCGGAACACGUCUCUGCUCAAAAGCGUUCGGCAAGGACGUCCCAUGUCGACAGCGAGUCUCGUUACUCUCUUCGCAGAGCUGAUGAGCAGUCAAAAAGUGGGUAUCACCAAAACGCGGUGAUGUUUGCGCCGCGGAUGAUUUGUGCUGCGUAUGCUGAUUCGUUACGUAUUGAUCCCUUAGACGGGGCGCGUUCUCAACGAGAAGGUCCUCCUAGCGUUGCUGAUGCCGAUCAACGCGUAAACGCAGAAGAUCACAGCACAACUUCGGAGCUGGCCGAUGAGAGUGAAAUCGCGCAUAGGUUCCAAGAGUCACAGCCUGGAAAGGCACGCCAGAAAGCAGCUUCCGUGCGCGAAGAAAGGCCGUCGUCCUUUGUCAAGGAGAAGCACGCCUCAAGGAAAGAGAUUCCUGGCAGCCUGACAUCCUCUACACCAAGAGGCAGACCCAAGCCUCGCGCAAAAGUCAAUGACCUUGCAGUGCCUGCUCGCCAUGCUGACUCUGCCGAUGGUAUCACACCCUUGCGCAAAAGCGGACUUGAAGAGGCUGAGCCUCCUCAAGCUGGAUCUCGAACCCAUGCUGAUCGGCAUCCAGGGAACUCAACCUCACGUGCAGACCGGCCGCUUUCUCCAGUCCAAGCUGCAGGAACGACAAAAGGACAGGAGCCUCCUUCAAUGCGCGGGACCGAUACCAAAGCAGCGUCCGAGCGCAGGAUCCCGCUCAAAGCGAAUCCCGCUUCCGGCAACUCUACUGAGACGCGAAGCGAACAUGACGUCGCUGAUCCCGCUGGGCAGGCUCGCAAGUCUGCGACCCACGGUCCGGCUCUAGCUUCAUCAGGCAGGCGCAAGCAGGCCCGUCCGCAACGCGACGAUGAAUUCCCGUUGCUCGAAGAGACCUCGAGAUCCAUGCACAGCGAGCGAAAGAAACGAGGACGUGAAUCCAAGGCUGCACGAAGCGGCGCGAACGACGAGAAUAUCGAGGCCGACCGCUUAGAGAGCUUCUCUGGGGUGCCGGUAAAGCGAAGCCGAGUCGAGCGCAUGGACGUCGGACGCACCAAGAAGACGGCAAAGACAGCCCGUUUUGAUGAUCACAAAAGUUCGGAGAACGUCAUCUUACAGGAAGACAUCUACGAUGAUCUUCCAGGAAGCAGUAGUCCUCGCAAAAAAACUCGCAAGGGCGCCCCUUCAUCUGCCCAAAAAUCAGGAAAGUCGACGAUCACAAAACAAAGGGUGCGGACUGAGACAACACGACUCAGCAUCGAGAAGCCCAGUCGCCCGGUGCACUCAAAAGACGUCUCGAAGCAGCGAAGCGGUCUCAACACUACCGCACCCGAGGCAAUUCCCGAGGUCUCCGAGACUCCAGUCCUGGACGACGCAGAUUCAGCCGCCGCCACAUCUGCCGAGACUUCCGAAGUCGUGAGAGGGGCUCAGUCUCCUACUAAGCUGCUCUCACCUCAUAAAAGGGCCAGAGCCGCUCCAUGGAUGGUCUCUCAAACCAAGCGUCUGAUUACGCACAGGGAGCAUGAUCGUGGCUAUCCUCUGGAGACCCCGGAAGAACCAGCCGAAUCGCCAAGACGUGUCUUGGCAAAUGGCGAUCCGGUUGCAAAGGGCGAAGCUCCAGCAGUCAAGGGGCCUUUAGCCCUUCUGCCUGACUUCGACGUGAACUAUGACGACGGUAUUGCAGACAUGCAAGCCUCUAGUGAACCGGCCUCUGUCCUCGACGAAGCCGAACGACAGAUUGCAUCACCAAGUCAAGACGCAAUGCGGCGACGAACCAGCCAGCGCUCACAAGAGCUUCAGCAGACCGACAGGAUGCAGGCAAACGUACCCGUCCUGAUGGAAGAUGCACGGGCUCUGCACACCCUGCACGUCCAAGCUAUACCAGAAGAGAAGACCCUACUUCCAGCACGAGCCGGCGCGGACCACAGUCACGUCACAUACGAUGCAAAGGCCUGCAGCGCAGAACUUCAAGCUCCCACCGCCCUAGCCAAAGAGGCGCAAGCUUCUCACCAUGCAUCAACGUGUGGACCCGAUCAGCAGCCUACUGUCGACACGCCGGCGCCGCCUCCGAUUGGCCAAGAGAAGGUGCGGCCAGAGCUGGACAAACAUAGUGCUUCACGCGGUGAGCCAGGCAUUGGCAAGCAAAAAGGUCGCGACAGCGGGCUAGGUGGCAUGUCAGGCGCGUCGGAGCUAGCACCAAUCAAUGAUCUGUGUGAAACUCUAGGGACUUCAGCUGCACACCGUAAGCUUGGCACUCUGCAGGUGCCAUCAGUCAUUUCGCGUGCUCUUGCUCACCGAUGUUCUAAUUCACUCCGCUGUAGCAUUGCCAUCGACCGACAACGAGCUGCCCUCCACCGAGUCGGGGCGCCGUAGACCGCUGGCCACCUCGAAGUCUCUCCUGCGCUUGCAGGAGGAUGGUCCCCUGCGCCCCUCACACGAAGCGCGCAGCCAGGCAAGAUCGCCGGUAGUCACACGCAACAUUGAAACAGUCCAACACAGCAGAGCUUGUACGAGCUUGAAUCCUCUGCGCUCACGCGAGGAGGUCACCAUAGUCAGUGACGUGCCAACGUCGCAGGAUAAUGACCUGUCACAACGAAAUUUACCUAGCACUACGGUCGAGCGCCGAGCGUGCCAUGAGCCAGUAUUCCACCAAAAAGGCUUGCUUACAUUCGCCAGCCAAGAUCCGAUAGACCUCGGCGUUGUAAGCACGAAAGACACGAUUGCUUCACUUGCUAGCGACGUGUUGCUCAAGCGAAAGAUCAACCAGCUGCAACCGGAAGAAACCCACUCAAAGGACACCGAUGCGGCUCAACAGAGCCAGAAUCACCAGGCGGACAUCGUCGAGCGUAUUCGCGCCGCGGCAGAUGCCAUCGUCCAGGUGUGUCCUGCUCGCUGGUGUUGAAUCCGCGAUGGCGUUGCUGACUCUGCUACUCCUGUCUGUAGGCGCUACUUGAGCAAGCAGAUUCUGCCAUACAGCACCGCAUGACAGCACAAGAAGCUGAGCUUCUGCAUCUGCGCCGCGAGUUUGCGAAUGGCAUAGCUGUCCUUAACGGGCAAACGUGAGUCUUCAUGAGCGGAGAACCAGCUCGCGCCGAGCAUGCUUGAGCUGAGGUUGCGCGUACUGCAGUUCCAUCGUUCAGCAAGUGCUAAGAAGAAUGCAUGGCACCACUCGAAAAGCAGCAGACCAAGUUUCUCACUUCGCCAAGAAUGACGUGGAAGCCCUGCGCAAAUUCAAGUCAGGUACCGAUAAACUCAAAAAAGACCACGAGGACAGCUGCGGAUGCUUGCCCGAAAGCCUGUUCGAAGAGUAA
Molecule: messenger RNA, 5516 nt
Organism: Ceraceosorus bombacis
Lineage: Eukaryota; Fungi; Basidiomycota; Exobasidiomycetes; Ceraceosorales; Ceraceosoraceae
Source: the annotation of a GenBank genome assembly